This is a messenger RNA of Pocillopora meandrina, 557 nucleotides long. Lineage: Eukaryota; Metazoa; Cnidaria; Anthozoa; Scleractinia; Pocilloporidae. The record is from the annotation of a GenBank genome assembly.
AUGUUUGUUAUGAAGCCGAUUAGAGUCACUAGGACCUCUCGAACACUGAUUAAUCAUAUUAUUACUAACCUCCCAAUGUGCAUUUCUGCCACUGAUGUCAUUGCUACCAGUAUUGUAAGCGACCACGAUUCUCCGUUUGCCUGUAUAAAUGUGGGUGUAGAUCGGUAUCUGAACAUCGUAUACUCAUGUGAUAAUCCAGAGGAACAGUUAGAACACUUAAACAGCAUGUUUAAGGAGUUUAUCGAGAGACAUGCCCCUCUUCGGAGGGAGAGAGUUACGAGUUUCGGAUAGAGGACUGCCAAAUACGGUCACUACUACAGCGGGACGUCAGAAACAAGUUGAAGGCAGCUAUUAGUCGGGCUCGCGAGACCUUCACAAGGCAGGCGUUAUCCUCUAAUAAACCGAAGCUGUGGCGUAUUAUCCACCGCAUACUGAAACCUAACCAGCAACCCUUGCGGCAGGAUCCUGACAGGUUAGACUCAUUCUUUGCUUGUACUACCGGGAGAACUUUACCUGUUAGUGGUGACUUACCUUCCUGUCUUAAAGAAGAAAUUUAA